AUGAAGCCUGCAGGCGUAUCGCUUGUCCUUACAAGGUCCCAACCACUUCCCCUUGAACUUCGCGUGCAAUCAAAGUCUGUUGCUGCAUCACGACUGUGGCUGUCACCCGAGGUUCUACAACGAACGAAGCGGCUCUUAAUCGGUACCACCGGCGAGCUCGCUACUCGGGACUGGCAAAUCAUAGCACCCCUAUUGGAAACGGACAUACCUCUACUGGAAGACCUCGCGAUUGUCCUUGAACCCAAUAGCGAAGGAGCGUUCCUUUCGGACAAAAUCUGCGCGAAUACCUGCAAGCCAAAUAUAUCUCGCCUCACCCUUUCGAACUGCGUCAUCCAUCCAUCUUCACAACUCUUUUCCUACCACAUGACGUAUCUGUUCUUGCGCGUCGCCCAUACCCAUGCCAGCGCCGCAUACACAUCCGACCUCCGACCUGUCCUGGCGGGGAUGCGUAACCUCCAGGAACUGCAUUUGAUCAACAUCGCCCCCUGCAUCAUGGAACACGGGUCGUUUGUCCUCAAUCUACCGGAAGGCUUUCGCGAACUGCUUAUCGUCCUCAACAGAGGCGAAGAUGUUGUCUCCGCGGGCAUGAUCCUCUUCCUUUCCGGUCUCAGUCUUCCCCCGCAUGCUACUGCGUUCUACGAGUUCGACCAAUUUUUACCCCUGAACGAGGACGAUAUCCGGAGAAGCAUGCCCGGACUCUUCUCUGGAUUGGACUGGGAGAGGGUCCCCCAAGAGCUCUAUAUAUGCAUCUCUUUCGUCAGCCUCCGACCUCUCGCCGAGUAUGCUCAGGUUGAUGAGCUUCAAGUCCAAGAUCCGGAACCUCAUUUCUUGCGUCGAGCGCUCCAUUGGUCUAUGUUCUUCGACUACAGCAGUCCUGUGACUGUACUCCGUGGAGCGUUCCCGUGCGACAAGCUUCAGGCGCUGCAUUUCGACGAAGACGAACUCGGCCGAUUUCUGAAGAAAGAACCUUUGGACACAUAUCGCGCUUUCUCUCACGUGCAGCGGAUCACCAUCGAGUCUUUAGUAGACGACUUCGACGCGUUCUUCAGCACUCUAUCCAGUCCGCGCUUUAUAGAAGCGGAAGCCCCUCAAUUUGUCUUUCCUCUCCUGCGCGUUCUGGUGUUUCUGAGAACCGUGGACACAUCCAACGCGAAAAAAGUCAACGAAGAAAAGCAGGCGAUCGAUAAAAGCAUGGUGCUCAUUGAAGCGGGGUUGACCAAUAUGGUACAACAGCGGGCGGCCGCCGGCCAUCCCAUAGAGGAGAUGCUCGUAGACCAGGCUUACUCCCCGUGGGCCGUAUGGGCAUCCAUGACGGGUGUUCGCGUCCAUUUCAUUGAUAGUUUUACGGCCUAG
Molecule: messenger RNA, 1353 nt
Organism: Peniophora sp. CBMAI 1063
Lineage: Eukaryota; Fungi; Basidiomycota; Agaricomycetes; Russulales; Peniophoraceae
Source: the annotation of a GenBank genome assembly